Messenger RNA from Pipistrellus nathusii (Nathusius's pipistrelle), 1485 nucleotides. The record is from the annotation of a GenBank genome assembly. Lineage: Eukaryota; Metazoa; Chordata; Mammalia; Chiroptera; Vespertilionidae.
AUGGCAGCGGCCUCGCCGCGGGGCCUGGCAGAGGGCCGUGUGAGCUUCGAGGACGUGGUCGUGUACUUCUCCUGGGAGGAGUGGGGGCUCCUGGACGAGACGCAGCGAUGCCUCUACCACGACGUGAUGCUGGAGAACUUCGCCCUGGUGACCUCACUGGGUUGCUGGUGGGGGAUGGAGGUGGCGGAGGUGGAGGCGGAGUUGGAAGAGGAGGAGGCGGCGGAGGCGGCUGUGCGGGAUGUUCCUGUCUCUCGGGAAUCACUGGGCCAGACGCCAAGUCCAGAUCCAGCCACUUGGGAGGCCCGCCCCUGUGAGAAGUGUGUCCUGGUCGGGAGAGACGUGCUGUGCCUGACGGAGUUCCCAGGAGCCUGUGAGGCCUGUGGACGGCAGCCCUGGCUCACCGCGGGCGUGCGUGAGGAGCCCAGGGACGAGAAGCCGCUCUGGGGCGCCACGGGCGCCGUGGACACGGCCUCGCUCCUGUCCAGCUACGGGUGCCACGCGUUGGCGAACCCCUUUGCCCUCACUUGCGGGGCCGCCGGGGAGGACUUCCUGGCCAUGGUGCGUCUUCUGCAGCAUCAGGCCUCCCUCAGGGGGCCACAGCCCCCCAGCAGCGUCCAGUGUGGGGAUGGGGAGGCGUUGCACAGCGGGGAGAGCCCUCGCUCCGGGAUUGACUACCAGCCACCCCUCAGCCACGAGCACAAACCCCUUCAGCACCAGCAGCUUCCCCCGCAGAGUCAUGACUGUGAUGACGGUGAGAAACCCUCUCACCAGAGCUCCCCGGUCUGCAAUGGCCAGGUGCUUGACCCGGGAGCGAGGUCUUACGUGUGCAACGAAUGCGGGAGAUCCUUCAGCCAAAGCUACUACCUCAUCCAGCAUCACCGGAUUCACACCGGAGCCAGGCCUUACAAGUGCAACGAGUGUGGGAAAGCCUUCACGUACAAACUCAGGCUGGUUCAGCACCUGCAGAUCCACAACAGGGUGAAGCCUUACGAGUGUGGGGAGUGCAGGAAGUCCUUCAGCUACAGCUCCACACUCAUCAAACACCAGCGCGUGCACACGGGAGCCCGGCCUUACAAGUGUGGCGAGUGUGGGAACUCCUUCAGCCAGAGCUCCAACCUUGUCCAGCACCAGAAAAUUCACAACGGGGCACGGCCUUACAAAUGCAGCGAGUGCGGGAAGUCUUUCAGCUACAAGUGCAAACUCGUGCAGCACCUGCGGAUUCACACUGGUGAAAGGCCUUACGAGUGUGGGGAUUGUGGGCGAUCUUUCAGCCACAGCUCCACUCUCAACCAACACCGGAGAAUACACACGGGAGCCAGGCCUUAUAAGUGUAACGGGUGUGAGAAAUCCUUCAGCCAAAAGUCCAACCUCAUUCAGCAUCAGAGAGUUCACACGGGGGAAAGGCCUUACGAGUGUGGGGAGUGUGGGAAAUCCUUUAGCCAAAGCUCCCACAUCAUUCAACACAGAAAACUUCAUACCAGAUGA